AAAGGUGCCACGCGCUUUACAGUGCUCUGUUCUGGUGUCCUGCUGCUCUGUUCAAGGUGCUUGGGGACAAAUGGCCUUGGUUACAACUGCUGAAGUCUGCGAUGCACACUCAUCGCUCAUUGUAAGUGGUGAGCUUCGGGUGCUUGAGCCGAUCUUCCAGAUAUAUGGGCGGCGACCGGUCUUCUCUGGACCAGUAGUUACCCUGAAGGUAUUUGAAGACAAUGUUCUGGUUCGUGGGUUUCUUGAGGAGAAAGGCAAUGGCAGAGUUCUUGUUGUGGACGGGGGUGGAAGCAAGCGGUGUGCAAUAUUAGGUGGCAACCCUGUAGUUCAAGCUCAGAAUAAUGGCUGGGCUGGUAUAGUGGUCAAUGGCUGCAUAAGAGAUGUUGAUGAGAUUAAUGGCUGUGACAUUGGGGUGAGAGCUCUGGCUUCUCAUCCAAUGAAAGCCAACAAGAAGGGAACAGGAGAGAAGCAAGUACCAAUAACCAUAGCUGGGACAAGGAUCACUGAUGGGGAAUGGCUUUAUGCAGACACCGAUGGAAUUCUAAUUUCUCAUACUGAGCUAUCUGUGUGAUCCUCAACACCCUUUGGAACUGUUUUCUGAACCCUUUGGAAUUGAUCGUCUCCCUUGGAAAACAAGCAAAGGUCUGGAUGUAUGUUUUUUCUGUAGUUGCUCUACUAUUGUAACUUGGUUGUAUUGCUGGUCUUAAUUGCGGUAACUUUCCUGUAUUCAGUAACUUGCAAGAUGAUCUAUCUAUUGUUCUGGUUUCUGUUUGUCUUUACCAUUUUAAAUCAGCUGAAAUUAUAUCUUCUAUCUGCGAGUCUUGUUGUACUCUACAUCUUAAGCAAUGACAAUGUUGCCUUGACAUAUA
Messenger RNA from Fragaria vesca subsp. vesca, 869 nucleotides. Its product is annotated as regulator of ribonuclease-like protein 2-like. The record is from RefSeq and is a predicted model, not a curated record. Bases 71 to 571 code for a protein of 166 amino acids. Gene Ontology annotation, biological process: regulation of RNA metabolic process. The transcript is spliced from 3 exons. Gene Ontology annotation, molecular function: ribonuclease inhibitor activity. NCBI's taxonomy places the organism in Eukaryota, Viridiplantae, Streptophyta, Magnoliopsida, Rosales, Rosaceae.